AUGCAGGAAGCUGGUUUUCAGGCCACAAAUGCUUUCACAGAGUGCAAAUUCACCUGCACCAGCGGUAAAUGCUUGUAUCUUGGUUCACUGGUCUGUAACCAACAGAACGACUGUGGGGAUAACAGCGAUGAAGAGAACUGUCUCCUGGUGACAGAGCAUCCACCUCCGGGCAUCUUCAACUCGGAGCUGGAGUUCGCCCAGAUCAUCAUCAUCAUUGUGGUGGUCACAGUGAUGGUCGUGGUCAUCGUCUGCCUGCUGAAUCACUACAAGGUGUCCACGCGGUCUUUCAUCAACCGUCCGAGUCAGAGCCGGAGGCAAGAGGACCGGCUGCAGCAGGAAGGGCGCUUGUGGCCUUCAGACAGCUCUGGUCCUCAGCCUGGUGGCUCAGAGAUCAUGUAUGCCCCACGGUCUCGGGACAGGUUCACUGCCCCAUCCUUUAUCCAGAGGGACCGGUUCAGCCGCUUCCAGCCCACCUACCCCUACGUGCAGCACGAGAUUGACCUCCCCCCCACCAUCUCCCUGUCUGACGGGGAGGAGCCGCCUCCUUACCAGGGGCCCUGCACCUUGCAGCUCAGGGACCCCGAACAGCAGAUGGAACUCAACCGAGAAUCUGUGAGGGCCCCGCCCAACCGGACCAUAUUCGACAGCGACUUGAUAGACAUCUCCGUGUACAGCGGAGGGCCGUGCCCGCCCAGCAGCAAUUCGGGCAUCAGUGCCAGCACCUGCAGCAGUAACGGGAGGAUGGAGGGGCCGCCCCCGACCUACAGCGAGGUGAUGGGCCACUACCCAGGAGCCUCUUUCUUCCAUCACCAGCACAACAGCACGCACAGCGGGGGCAGGCUGCUGCUUCAGCACGACGGCUCGGGGGGCACCGUGGUGCCCAUCCAGGGCAAGGACAGGAAGCCUGGGAAUCUCGUCUGA
This is a messenger RNA of Pipistrellus nathusii (Nathusius's pipistrelle), 921 nucleotides long. The record is from the annotation of a GenBank genome assembly. NCBI's taxonomy places the organism in Eukaryota, Metazoa, Chordata, Mammalia, Chiroptera, Vespertilionidae.